Molecule: messenger RNA, 1994 nt
Organism: Manis javanica (Malayan pangolin)
Lineage: Eukaryota; Metazoa; Chordata; Mammalia; Pholidota; Manidae
Source: RefSeq, a predicted model, not a curated record
AUGGUGAGCGGGCCUCAGGCCGGGCAGCCGCACGGGCCCCGCGCCCCGUCCGCCAUCCUCUGUGCCUCGGUCCUCCGCGCCCCGCGCCCCAGCCGGUCCGGCGCCGCCGCGCGCUCCGUCCGCGCUCGAGCCCGGCGCUCGGUCGGGGCCCGGGCCGGCGCCUGCGCAGUGGGCGCCCGGGAGGCCCGCGCACCGGGGGGCGCCCUGAGCCGCGGGUGGGCGAGAAACGCUAGGCGAGAGGAGCAGAGCCCGGCGAGGUCGCGGUCCGCACCGCCUCUCGCGCAGGUGCUCAAAGCGCAGGAAAGUUACAGCGGGGAUGCCACGGACACCUGCACACCUGGGCAGGUGCGGUCGGCCCUGGGCCGGGGACAGACGCGGGCUUAUCGGUACGCGGUCCGUGGGCAGGGCCCGGGAAGCUCCACACGCAAGUGCUCCUGUGGCUGGGCUCGUGUGCUGGCAAGACACGUUCCCCGCCAAGGUGCCCUGGGCUACCCAUCCUCCCGCUGUGGGCGCGCUGAACCCAGCCUCCCACGAGGAAGGGUCCCCCCACCACGGAGGCCCGGGGCACAGCCCUCUGUCGGCAGCCCGGGCGGAGAGGCGGGAGCACCAUCAGCGGCAGGGCGCCUUCGUGUGCUUGCCGCCAGCGGCAAGGAAAUGGCACACACCGCACACCGAGGGAACCGGAGUCGUCGUGCGGAAGCCAGAGCGGUCCGGAAAACCCGCGAUGGAAGGCGUGGGAGGCCGUUCCGGCGGGACUGCCCCAGGGAAGGAGCUCCUCCGGCCGGAGAAGCGUCGUCCGCGCUGUCCCGGUGCUGUUUCCUGACCGUGGCUUGGGAGCCCCGCCUGCAAAGUGGAUCCAAGAUGAAUCGAAGCGACCAGCCCACACCGCGUUUCUCCUUAGCAUGUCCAGCACCUUCCGAUUUGUCUCCACUGUCAAAACCAAUGAAUUGUGUAUGCCAAACCUCAACCAAAAAUCUGGACCCUGGAUCAACAUUUUUAUUUUAAAAUUUGCUUUCCUCCUCUCCAUAGUUGUCCCCAUCCUUCCACCUCUUUGAAAUCCACUAAUUCACUCAUUCACAGAUUGCCAAAACAUACUGAGUGCCAAUUCUGUCCUCAGAAUGUGAGUGAAGCGGACAGAACCUGCCAUGAAACGUUCUGUCUAAAGUCACUUUUUAAAGUAAAUUAGUAACAUGUAGUUACAAACUAUGUUGCUUCUCUGAAGAAAAGAUACAGGGUGUUGUGGAGAAUGUUAAAAGGGCAGCUAAUGUAGCUUGGGGUUCAGGAAGGAACUCUGUAAGGACAUCAUGAAUAAGCCACCAGCCAUCUUCUUCCUGGUUCUCCAUCAGCAGGACCUGAGACAUGGAUCUGGGUGCAGGCAGUGUAUUUGGGAAACCGCACAGAGGGAGAGCAAGACAGGAGGGAGGGAGAGUUGAUAGGCUGCAUCACCAAGCUGGCCACCCCUGGGGACAGCAGAGGCUCAGUCUGGCUGGGGAGCCCCAAAGGUACUGUAUGGAAUGCACCUCAGAAUCACCUCACUGCUUGAGGGUUGGAAGGCUGGACAUUUUUUGUCUGACUUCCAUCACCAGUGAUUGACAGUUGCUUCCCCACCCUCGGGUCCUCUGGCUGACUGAGUCCCAGUGCUUCAAAAAAAGCCACAAGGUUGACUGGCAGGGUUUGAGGUGCCAGCAGGAGAGUGCAAGGGGACUCAGUGGGUUCAGAGGUGGCCUCUGCCUGAACCCUGGGUAAGGAAUGUGAUUCAGUCAUGGGGAGAAAGGUUCUAGGCAGAAAGGCAGGCCUGAAGACCCAGAGAGGUGCAGGGCCUUGUACUGUGAACAGAGUAACUGGAACAAAGGGGGACAGUAGCACGAACACGUCUGGAGGGUGAACCUGUGGUUUAAAGACAUUUCAAGACUUGAACUGUAUUCUAUAUACAAUGAAAUUUUAGGUAGGAUCUUGAGCAGGGAAAUAAAUGUUCUACAUAGACAAUCAUGCCA